Messenger RNA from Prorocentrum cordatum, 387 nucleotides. NCBI's taxonomy places the organism in Eukaryota, Dinophyceae, Prorocentrales, Prorocentraceae. The record is from the annotation of a GenBank genome assembly.
AUGAAGACGUCGUGCGUGGCGGGUGGGGCCAGGGACACCUUCCGCGACCCCCGCUCCUCCCUGGGGGCCAGACCGGGCCGCAAGCCCCAUCCCGGGCGCCCUCGCUGGUGCGCGAGGGGCUUGAGCUGGAGCCCCGGCCGCUGCAGGGGAGCCGCGCGCGGGCAGCUCGCGGGAGCUGCUCCUCUGUCCAGCGCGCGGCUGGCCCUGUGUGCGGCGGGGGGCCCUCUUCCAGGAGGGAAGGAGGAGGAGGAGGAGGAGGAGGAGGAACAUCCCAAAUCCUCGAUCCAGCCGCCGGGCCACGGGACACCCGCGGUCUCGUUUUUCAGGCCUCGGGCGGCACUCCCGCGAUGCAGUGCGCCCCCCUCCCUUCCCCGCGCCCUCUUGUAG